AUGCCUAUGUCCUGGACCCCUGAGGCGAAUGCACACCUCCUCCUCGGCAUCGUCGACGAGCUCAAGGACGCAAACUUCAAGCUGAACUACAGAGCCCUCGCUGCCCACAUGGGCCCUGAAGUCACCGCCUGUGCAGUGGAAAACCAAAUCAGCAAGCUCCGGAAGAAGUUCGACGGGUCGACCAGUGCCUCAGCUACUCCUGCCUCCACUCCCACAAAGCGCAAGAGAACGGUUCAGCCCAAGACUCCCACCAAGAAGGGGGCGAGUAAGGCUAAGGCUGCAGUGGAUGACGGCGACGAGACUGUGAGUGAGGAAGAGACCCCCGCGAAGAAGGUUGUCGUUAAGGAGGAGGGGGCUAAGGUUGUGGGUGUUAAGACGGAGGAGGAUGAGUGA
Aspergillus alliaceus is the source of this 393-nucleotide messenger RNA. RefSeq lists its product as uncharacterized. The record is from RefSeq and is a predicted model, not a curated record. The coding region runs from base 1 to 393 and encodes 130 amino acids. The transcript is spliced from 3 exons. NCBI's taxonomy places the organism in Eukaryota, Fungi, Ascomycota, Eurotiomycetes, Eurotiales, Aspergillaceae.